ACGGUAAGUUUGAAUCAACUUGAAAUCGUUUUCACAUCGAUUCACAAUAAUUUUGUAUUGUACAGGGUGUAUUUAGGCCACGAAAAAGUGCUUCAAACGAGCAGUGUAUCGUCUUUAACCGACGACCCCUCCCCCUAUUAGUCCGUUAAAUCGAGGUUCUACUGGAGAUUUAAAAAACUUCUUUUUUUUUUUAUUAUUUCGUUUGUGUGAGCCAUUGCUCCAUCUACUGGAACUUAAAAGCAAUUGCAAGGUUUUUUUUCCCCAUGAGCGGUCAGGUGACCUCACCAGUAGCUAUAUUUAGUUUAGCUUAGCUUACAGACCAGCUGAAGAGCGCAAACGAGGUACAAGAUGGCUGAGGGCGUCGUGCUGCGACAUCACACGGCAGCCAUUUUAGCGAGCGGCUCGGUCAAUUCCCUGAAAACUUUGUGGGAAACCAAGAUCCAGAAAAUCCAGGACAACCGGGAGAAGCAGAGCAGGAGGCCGCGCAGCAGGUUGGGCGCAGCGGCAGCGGGCGUUUGGGAGGAGCGCCACACUCUCGCUCGCCUCAGAGACAAACUGAAGACACAAGAUGGACGCCUGGUUCUGCGCCUGGAGCACGAGGAGUGGAAGGCGCUGCCGGGCUGCCUGGUCCGGCUGAGUCAGAUCCAGGAGUGGCACAUCCACCGGACCGGACUGCAGAAGAUCCCCAACUUCGUCUCCUGCUUCCGCGAUCUCCUGGUCCUGGAUCUGUCGCGGAACGGGGUGAAAGAGAUCCCCAAAGAAAUCGGCGGGUUGAAGCGACUCCGAGAACUUUUGCUCAGCUACAACAGAGUCCUCUUUGUUCCGGAGGAGCUCGGAGACUGCGAGAGUCUGGAGAGGCUGGAACUCGCCAUGAACCGAGACCUGGACCAGCUUCCGGACAAGCUGUGCCAGCUGAGGCGUCUGGAUCGUCUGGACCUGUCCAUGAACGCGUUCGGCGCCGUCCCGCCGUGCCUGCUGCGCAUGCCGGCGCUGGAGUGGCUGGACAUGGCGGGGAACCGGCUGCGCGCCCUACCCCGAGACAUCCACAGGAUGGAGAAGCUGCACGCGCUGUGGCUGCAGAGGAACCAGCUGGAGAAAGUUCCAGAGAACAUCAGCAGGAUGCCCCGCCUGGACACGCUGGUCCUGAGCAGCAACCGACUGAUGGACAUCCCCCCCGUCAUGGAGGACAUGGCCAACCUCAGGUUCGUCAACUUCCGGGACAACCCGUUGGCGCCGGAGAUGGCCACAACUGACGACGGCGACGACCGCGAGAUGUUCGGACGAGAAUUCAUGCUGACGUACAUCCGGGAGGCUCGGAAGAGAGCGCAUGCCGCGCUUAACGUGCACGCGCUCUCUCACGCGUGACCCACCGGGACGGCGGACGCCCAAGUGGAUUACGAGUAAACAUCGGAAGCGGCAGAAGAAGAGCCGGCAGGUGUGGCUGUCAUCAGGACGUUCUCCAGGGUCACCUGAGCGCUGACGUAACGCGUCAGCCGUCCGCAGAAUCCUUUGCUGCGCAGGAACUCGAUUCUACCGGCGUCGAUCAGAAGUUUGCAGCGGCGUCCGAUCCGCUCGCGCUUGCCCGGCGACAGAAAUCUACCGACGGAUCACAGAAAUAAACGCAAAUAAGCAAAGUCA
Molecule: messenger RNA, 1638 nt
Organism: Phyllopteryx taeniolatus (common seadragon)
Lineage: Eukaryota; Metazoa; Chordata; Actinopteri; Syngnathiformes; Syngnathidae
Gene: lrrc39
Product: leucine rich repeat containing 39
Exons: 8
Coding region: 349-1365 (338 amino acids)
Molecular function (GO): protein binding
Source: RefSeq, a predicted model, not a curated record